This is a messenger RNA of Candoia aspera, 2481 nucleotides long. It is a transcript of the gene SLC25A34, whose product is annotated as solute carrier family 25 member 34. The record is from RefSeq and is a predicted model, not a curated record. Lineage: Eukaryota; Metazoa; Chordata; Lepidosauria; Squamata; Candoiidae. Bases 261 to 1196 code for a protein of 311 amino acids. The transcript has 5 exons.
GCGUAGCUUUGGCUGGAGCAGAAAGCCACAGGCCACCAAGGGCCGAUGCUGGGCAGAGUUCAGCGCAGCUCGGGUUGGGCACUGGGGGGCAUCGAUGCCAGCAGCCCCGUGCUUGCAGGAGGAGAGGGGCUCGCUCACCUCCCAUCAGGGCCGCCCCAACUUCUGGAGUGCCUGCAAGGCUUUUGCUUGGGUGGGAGGCUGCUUCGCUGGGGAAGGCCUCGGGACCCGGUUUCCCAGCCUGGGCUGGCGGGAGCCUCCCCAUGGAGCCCUCCCCUGGCCACACCACAGCAGCGUCCCUCUCACCCCCGGUGGAUUUUGUCCUGGGCGCCACAGCGUGCUGCUUGGCCUGCGUGUUCACCAACCCCCUGGAGGUGGUGAAGACUCGCCUGCAGCUGCAAGGGGAGCUCCGUCCGCGGGGCUCGUACCGUUGCCACUACCGAGGGGUGCUGCAGGCCAUGGUGGCCGUCCGCCGAGCCGACGGGCUCCGGGGCCUGCAGAAGGGGCUCACGGCUGGGCUGCUGUACCAGGCACUGAUGAACGGCGUGCGUUUCAGCUCCUACUCCCACGCCGAAGGUGUUGGCUUAACCCAGCAUCCGGGCGGGACCGUUGCAGCCGGAGCCCUGGCUGGGGCGCUUGGGGCGUUUGUCGGUAGCCCAGCCUACCUGGUCAAGACGCACCUGCAGGCGCAGACGGUGGCCGCCGUAGCCGUGGGACACCAGCACAACCACGAGAGCGUCUCCAGGGCCUUUGGGGCCAUCUACAGGGAGCAGGGGCUGCUGGGGCUGUGGCGGGGUGUGAACGGUGCGGUGCCUCGGGUCACGGUGGGCUCGUCGGUGCAGCUGGCCAGCUUUGCCUCUGCCAAAGAGUGGGUCGCGGAGCAGCAGUGGUUCAAGGAAGGCAGCUGGAUGGUGGCCCUCACUGGUGGAAUGAUCAGCAGUGUGGCCGUGGCCGCGGCCAUGACUCCCUUUGAUGUGGUGAGCACGCGGCUCUACAACCAGCCGGUGGACGAAAUGGGCAUGGGCAAGCAUUACCGUGGCUUCUUCGACUGCUUCGCGCAGGUCUCGGGAAAGGAAGGUAUCCUGGCCCUGUACAAGGGCCUCGGUCCUGCUUACCUCCGCCUGGGGCCGCACACCGUCCUCAGCCUCCUCUUCUGGGACGAGCUGAGGAGGUUCACCUUCCAGCAGCAGGCCGCCUGAAGCCGCCGGCCUGCUCGGGAGCCUCCAGUUGCAGAGGAGAGCGGGGCUCAGCAGCCUUCCCGGUCAGCUGCUGCUUUCCAGCCAAGUGGCCUUCUUUCCUCCCAGCUUGAGUCUCUUGGAUCGGGACACAGGACCGUCAUCUGCCCCGUCUGCCCACCCAGAUGUGGAGCGGGGAAGGAGGGCUGAAAAUCAAGGACCCUGCAGUGCUAAUUGUGACCUUUAAGUGAAGUUGCAGCUUCAGCUGCCCCCUAUUUUUGAGUAGGGGUCCCAAAUGCACCGCCUGAGGAAGGCCUAUUCCUAGCAGACUGGAUUGUGUCCCCCACCCCCCCAGCAGCUCCCAGUUUGACUCGCCCUCCUGGGCCAAAGAUGCGUAAUCUGAAUAGUCGGAAAAGCAGGCAAGGUCCACUUGGUGUGCGCGUGUGAGUGCCUCUCCCCAGGAUCCUGGGUCUCUCUUGAAGGUGGAGGAUGGACUCACGGGUGGACUGUGAUCCAGCAGCUUAAUUUGGGCUGAAGCAACUUGUUUUUCCUACAGAAGAGACAUAAGCAGGUGAAGCAGGAAGGGCUGGGAGGCAGAGGUGGAACAGAAAAAUAGGCAGGAUUCUGAGAAAUGAAAAGUAAGUCACAGCAGCUGGUUUUGUGGGCCGAGGGUGGCACUUCCUGCUUUUAAAACCUUGAGAUCUACUUCGCUGGGACAGCUGGGGAAACUCCUGGGAUUGAUUCAGGCCAAGGACUUGGGAAAUAUCCUGUCGUCUCUUCCGUUCUGACCUUUGGGACCCAUCGAAAGGGAACGAGGGAGGAGCACGGGGUGGGGGGGGGCGUGUGGCAACCAUUGGGGUCAAGGAGGCUAAGCCUUGGCGCUUUGCAGGGUCCGGAUGCCAACUCCGAGCACCACCAUCUCCAGCAGAGGCGGGGCCCCCGUGGCAGAAGGCUGGCCAUAGACUCUGCUCCUUCUGCCUAAAGAAAAGGUUUUUUUCCCUGUGUGGUUUGUUUAUGGGUUGCUAGUCGGAAGCAUCUUUUUGUCCUGCCCUGGCUGGUUGGGCAAAGUUGAGCGGACAAAGUUAGCCAGGUUUGGUUUUAAGGCAUCCGGAAAUGGCUGGUGCACUGGGGCCAAAGGGCCCAAGUUCACCCUGGGAGGGGCAGUUCAGACUUAUUGCUGCCCUGAACCGGAUGGCCCCAGAUGGCCUCCUGUGACCCUACCAGCCUGGCCUGGCGCUGUAGCAGGACUGGGGAUGGGAAGGAGCUAUGGACGUAUCUGCUGCUUCUGUUGUGAAAAUAAAAGCACCGU